Vitis vinifera (wine grape) is the source of this 2158-nucleotide messenger RNA. RefSeq lists its product as uncharacterized. NCBI's taxonomy places the organism in Eukaryota, Viridiplantae, Streptophyta, Magnoliopsida, Vitales, Vitaceae. The record is from RefSeq and is a predicted model, not a curated record. The transcript has a single exon. Bases 724 to 1917 code for a protein of 397 amino acids.
AACAUGAUGGGAUGUGGACAUUGAAACCCAGCAGGCAAGCAUGAUCGGACAAGAAGCAGGCAUCACCCCUCCGCCCUUUUCUUCGUUUCUAUCUUCUUUGGAAACUCUCGCUUUAUAAAGUAAUUUCUCUUAUAAUAAUAAUAAUUACAAAAGUUUCAACAUUUAUCGGAUUUUGUGAGGAUUAGGAUUCUAACACAGCGCCACAGCGGUGAAUGCCAAUCAUCAGUCGUCGGUCGCCUUAAACAAAGCUGCUUUAUCCUCCAAUAAAACCAUGAUCAUGAUUCCAUGCCGGUGAACCGCUUUCCCCCUUUCAUCUCAUCCGUCCAUCCAGGAAAAGGGAAGGGUGUGAUUGGCUGGAACCCAAGGAGUAUAAUACAAUAUAAAAGGGAGCGGUUUGGCGUCCGCCUUCACCGCCGCUGUAAUAAAAGAGCCGUUGCACAGUUACGGUGGGCACAAGUGUGGUUCUGGUGAAUCAAGGAGGGUAAUUAGGGAAAUUGAAACACCCUUCAUUUAAGCAACAUAUGGGAGUGGGUUCCACCAUGGAGUAGCUAUAAAUGCUCUACUCUUUUCUUCGCAAACCUGAUAAAAAAGAUCACUCCCAGCUUCAUCUUCCACUUUUUCUCUUUCUUUUGCUCUGUCACUCUCUGUAAUCUAGAACUACUCUGAAAAGAAUACGGACGAGGAUUUCUCCGGCGACGGUGAGGGGUUUGGUUGGGAACCACCAUGGUCGACGUCGACCGAAGGAUGACCGGUCUGAACCCGGCCCAUAUAGCUGGUUUGCGGCGGCUCUCUGCUAGGGCGGCCGCUCCAUCCACUGUCUCUACUGCGCUGCCGGUUCGGAACGGGCUUAUUUCUUUCACGACGCUGGCUGAUAAGGUCAUCGCUCACCUGCAAAACUCUGGUAUACAGGUUCAAGCCGGGCUGUCGGAUGCGGAGUUUGCCCGCGCUGAGGCGGAAUUUGGUUUCGCGUUUCCGCCGGAUCUUAAGGCGGUUCUCUCCGCUGGGUUGCCGGUGGGACCUGGGUUUCCGGACUGGCGCGCUGCUGGGGCUCGUCUUCGGCUCCGGGCGUCGCUUGAUCUGCCUAUAGCUGCGAUUUCGUUCCAAAUUGCUCGCAACUCGCUCUGGUCCAAGUCUUGGGGUCCGAGACCCUCCGACCCGGAGAAGGCUUUGCGGAUCGCGAGGAAUGCUCUGAAGAGGGCGCCACUUUUGAUACCCAUCUUCAACCAUUGCUACAUUCCCUGCAAUCCAUCUUUAGCGGGAAACCCCAUUUUCUUCGUGGAUGAGAAUCGGAUCUUCUGCUGCGGUUUGGAUCUAUCUGAUUUCUUCGAGCGCGAGUCUCUGUUUCAAAGCUCUGACCCGCAGGUUCUCAAGAAGCAAAGAUCCGUUAGCGAAAAAACAGCCGGUUCUUCUUCGAAUUUCUCUCGUAGAAGCCUAGAUACCGGUGGCCUCGCCGGCGGGAGGACGCCCAGAUGGGUGGAGUUUUGGAGCGAUGCCGCCAUUGAUCGGAGGCGCAGAAACUCAUCGUCCUCUUCGUCUUCGUCCCCGGAGCGCUUCUUCGACAUGCCAAGGUCCGAAAUCCCGAAAUGGGUCGAUGAGUACAUCGAACAAAUUGGGUCAGUCCUGAGAGAAGGCGGGUGGGACGAAUCCGAUAUUGCAGAAAUAGUAACCGUUUCGGCCUCCGGAUUCUUCGAAGGGGAGAUGGUUCUGUUGGAUAACCAAGCCGUUCUCGACGCACUGCUUCUGAAAGCGGAUCGGUUUUCAGACUCGCUCCGGAAAGCCGGGUGGAGCUCCGAAGAAGUAUCGGAUGCAUUAGGGUUCGAUUAUCGACCGGAGAAAGAACGGAAACCGGCUAAGAAGUUAGCCCCAGAGCUCGUCGAGAGAAUCGGAAAACUGGCUGAGUCGGUCUCCAGGUCAUGAAACUGGAAUCUGCGAUUUUUUUUUUUUUUUCUCUUCCUGAAUUUCAAAGCCUCGGGUUUGCUUUUCCCUCUUUUGGGUAUAAACGAAAAAACAAAAGAAAAAGGAAAAAAAAAAUCGGGAAACGCGCGGUGUACUAUGAAAGGAACGCGUAUAAAAAGAUCAAAGAGUUGGAGAAUAUAUUACUAUUGUUAUAUUAUAAAUAUUUUACUUAAUUAAUAAAUAGUUAAAUAUUGGUCUCAAA